AUGGACAACCAGAACGAUGACAGCUUUGAUCUCAACGCCACAUUCAGUGCCGUUCCUUUGAAUGAGGAUACCUUAAAGAAGGAUAGCAAGGUCAAGAAGCGUGCUGAAAAACGAGCCAAGCUUGAUCGCGACACACAGCGUGAAAUCAACCGAGAGAAACGCAAAGCAAAGAAGGAACUCAAGGAAAAGAACAAGAAACGCAAGCGAGGAGAGAUUCCUAUCAGUGAUGAUGAAGAGACGACUGCCAAGGAUGGCGAGGACAAGAAGCAAGAAGAUGAUGAGGAUGAAGAGCAACAAACCAAGAAGAAAAAGGAAUUUGGUGUUUGGGUGGGCAACUUCAGCUUCAACACAUCACCUGAAGACAUUCGCAAAUACUUUCGACGAUGUGGAACAGUGGUACGUUUGGUGUGUCCUCAAGGUUCAGGAGGAAAAAAGAACAAAGGCUUCGCCUAUGUGUUCUUUGUUAAACGUCGUGAGGCCGAGAAAGCUUUGGAGCUCAAUGAAUAUCCAUUGGAUGGACGACCUUUGUUAAUCAAGCCAGCAGAUGAUUUCAACAAGCAAGAAGGUUCCAAACCUAAGCCUAUCCAGUCAGAUACCACCAGCAACAGCAGCACUACAAAGCCCGUCAAAGGUGCUCAACAAAAGAAUCCACCUUGCCCAACUCUAUUCCUCGGCAAUCUUCCUUUCACAGCUACAGCAGAGAUGAUCCAAGCACAAUUUGAGUCUUUAGGCCAUAUCCGUAAAGUCCGUGUUGCAACCUUUGAAGAUAGCGGCAAAUGCAAAGGCUUUGGAUACAUUGACUUUGGAGACCUUGAUACUGCUGUACGUGCUAUUCGUGCCCCUGACAAACACGUGUUGGAUGGAAGAAAGAUUCGUGUUGAGUAUGCAUCUGAAGAAGCUUAUAACCGAGGUCGCCCACGUAAGGUAAAGGAAAGAGAAGCAGCAGCAGCGGCAGCAGCGGCAGCAGCAGGAGAAGGAGGAGAAGGAUCGAAUGAUGCCUCUCAAGAAGAUCAAGGUGAAACCCAAGAAGAACAUCAACAACAGGAAUAUGAACAUCGUGGAAAGCGAAGAGGAUAUGAUCAUGGAGAUGGACCACGAGAAAAGCGUCGCAAAUCCAACAAGGAUGGAGGUCGCACCAAACCUGGAAAGGCUUUAUCAGAAGCACAACGCCAGAGACCUACUGUACAAGAGUUCAAGGGUACCAAGAUUGUCUUUGAUUAG
This is a messenger RNA of Lichtheimia ornata, 1221 nucleotides long. RefSeq lists its product as uncharacterized. The coding region runs from base 1 to 1221 and encodes 406 amino acids. The record is from RefSeq and is a predicted model, not a curated record. Gene Ontology annotation, molecular function: mRNA binding. Gene Ontology annotation, cellular component: cytosol. NCBI's taxonomy places the organism in Eukaryota, Fungi, Mucoromycota, Mucoromycetes, Mucorales, Lichtheimiaceae. The transcript is spliced from 5 exons.